This is a messenger RNA of Durusdinium trenchii, 3768 nucleotides long. NCBI's taxonomy places the organism in Eukaryota, Dinophyceae, Suessiales, Symbiodiniaceae. The record is from the annotation of a GenBank genome assembly.
GACUGCUCUUCCCAUCACCAAUGUAGCGCUGGUAUUUUCUGGUUCUGUGGCGCAGAGGAUUUCAGAGGUAUGGUUUUCGCGUAUUCCCGUCCGCAGCAGUUGUCUAGCAAGAUGGCCCUUAGCCAUGCUCGCGGGGCGGCAGAUACUCUGUCUUUUGCAUCCCGCUAUGCUGCCUUGCAGCGGGUGUGACUUGGCCGGUUAUACUACAGCCAAGAAAUGUCGGGAUUCUGAGAAAGGACAUGCCCCCGUCUGCUUUGGCCUUGUGUUUGUGACCAUUCAUCACCAACUUUUCUGGCACUUUGCCAGAGUCCCGAGUAUGCUUUUAGGAUCUUUUAUGGGUAUUUACCCCUUCCCUCCUGCAGUCCUUUCGCAUUUUGACAAUUUUGCCAUAUUACUGCCCAAACUGUAGCGACGUCACCUCGCGAUUCGACCAAAAAAACUAUGUGAAAUAAGGGCAAUGCCCAGUUCUUUUUUGCAGCUAGCUACCACCAACAUUUGCGUUGACCAGCGGUUCCACCUACCACUUUCAAUUUCCUGCAUCGUCAAACAACCACUUGAAAUAGGUUGAAGAUGAUGUUCCUUGUAGAAGUGGUCUUUCGAAGUCCAAGUCUUUUGAGGCCACAGAUUUCGAUCAAGAAGUGAUGUUCCAAAGAAGCGUUGAAUCGGGAUGUUGUAUGAAAUUUGAUGUUUUCAACACCGCCAACUUUGCCAACUUCGGCAAUUCACCAAGGAGAAUCCCUGUGUUGACUCAAAGGAGUUCCUGGGAUUUCAAGAUGGGGUAGGUUCAAAAAAGAAUCUCAAAAGGUAAUCGUUUUGUCUCGCUCUUCACUCCUCGAGAAGCGACGCAGCUUCGACGACGUAAACAUAUAAGACAUUUGGUGACGGUCGCUGGUUCGAGGACGGUCGCCUGAGAACAGCUCUGUCAAAGCGAGCCCCUUUUCCCGAUAGCAUCGAUCCAAUGCUCUGGUUCUUUUUCCAAAGGAUCCCUGCCGCGCUCAGUGUGGAUGCCAGAAUACCUUUCGAACGCAGCCAGCUUUUUGGAGGACGAUGCUAACGGCUAACCUGCUGGAUGUCAUAGAUUGCAGUAUAUCCUGGAGAAGAAAGAAGGCUUUCGGAGGAUGAUGCUAACGCCCUGCAUGUCGUAAUACCUGGUCUCGCAGGAGGCCGAGGAUCAGCCGACGAUCUGCACGGGUUUGCGGGUGGGAUGCGUGGGGUCGAUGCAAAACUCGCUGGAUGUUGUAAUGCUUUGCGUCGCGGGCUUGGGGGAAGGGUACGAUCAGAGCAAGCGAUCUAUCAGUGACGAUCUGAGGGCGGAUGGCAGAAUAUCUCUUCGAGGCUUUUGUCGAGCCGGGCCCGAGGGUGGAUCUAAAUGCAGACGGCGCGCCCCGCUGACACGGACGUAGCCUUGCAGCUCGGGCGCGGGAGAUGUGUUUGGCCGGUCAUUCUUGGCCGAACGGGAUUGUCGGACCAUUGACUGCUCUGAUGUCAACAGAAAAUAGCUCUGGAUUGGAGGGUUUCGCUGUGCCUUAGGCAAAGCCCUGUGGUGGUGCCACUUGCACUGGCGCUAUAGUUACAGAAGAGAGAGAAAAUGGCAGCUACCACAAAAUAGACUGCAAUCAGUUCUCAGAGAUCUUAGAGCCAGGUGGCAAAUUUCUGUUGGACACCUUUUGUGUGGUCUAAAGAACAUUCUAUAUGUGUUUCUCGUUUCUUUCUUGCGGUAGUAGCUGACACCGCUGCAGGCAGAUUCGCGGCAAAUUUGGACUUGAAGGUUCAUGCUGUGCGCGUGCCUAACGUAGCUCUUGACCCUUGACUGUAUGCUAGCGCGCAGGAUCAGCUGAAGGAACCUGCGCGCUAGACGCGUGCUUCUAUGCAGGCAGGCGGUUCCUUCAUAGGCACGAAGUACCUCAAACCCAGGGAAAAGAGCGCCCAGGACACUUGGAUGUAGACAGAUGGCCUCAAGUUGGUGAAAUCACAGAAUGCGACCAUUGUGAAGAUCCUGCCGGCGCCGCCGGCCAUACGAAGAGAGGCGGAGGCCGAGAGGCAGCAGUAUUGCACUAGUGGCAGAUGAGGACAAGGUACGAUACGGAGAGGGGUAAGGGUCCAGAAUGGAAAGGACGAAAGUGUUUAUUGCCUAUCCACUCGUUGUGGCCCGGAGUGAGCCGACACACAGCCUGGCGCGAGUGUGUUUGGUGCAGUGGGCGUGCGUGCGUAUACAUUUUACGGAUGUAGGUUGCUGCUACACUAGUAGCUGUGUUACCAUGUUUCAUAUGAAAUCUAAAGCUAGAAUGCUCAAUGCUUGCCAUCAAAAGCGUCAUGCAUUCUUGCGCUUGCUGGUACCGAGUCCUUCAAGACCCAGUGUGCCAGAUUUCUACCUAGCCAUGGGAUCUUUGAAGCAAAAGAAGCUGCCCCGUGCUUUUAGUGGACUUCGAACUUUGGCAUGUUCAUGUCCUUGGUCUCUUUGUGCUGGGCGGUCAGACAGCUCAGUUUGUAGCUGCGUGUUUGGCCAACUGUUCUCAGAAGGGUUGGCUCUUUCGCCGGGUCUGGAGGGGGCGGAUGUUCGAGAUGUCAAAGCGAAGCAGAUGUCGGUCAGGUUCAACGAUCAACUUCGAGAGUGGCAUUGGCAGCGAAAAGGGGGCACAUUCUUCCAAAUUUGGCAACCGCCAGGUGUGAUCUUCAGCUGCUUGCAGAAGGAUCAUCAUUUGCAUGGGCAGAGGGUCCCAGCCUGGGAAUCAUGGGGAUUCAACGAUCCGAAGGUCCCCACACGCUUGGUGCUCCGAGCUCUUGGCGGUCGAUGGGUGAGCUGGAAGGCCAUGCAACGCCGCCAGGAGAGAUGGGUCAUUGCAGAUAGCAACGAUGGGCAUCUAUUCAAUGCUUUUGUUCGUGCCAUGGAUUUCUAUGGUAUCGAUGCCAAGGACCCAGAGAGCAGCUUUCCUAAUAUCAGGUUGCUGUAUGCACAUGCCCGCUCUGCACUGGCAUUUUUUCCAAAGCAAUCUCUUCGUAGUCUACAUAUUCACUUCCCAUGGGCCCAACGAAGCUCUGCACCACGUCGCGCUGCCAUGGUCAAUCUCCAGCUCCUGCUGGAUGCUUGCAGCAUCCUAGAGCCCAGAGGAGAGCUUCACAUUGUGUCUCGGCAGACCUUGCGACAUGGCAUGGUACACCUCCAGAUGAAGAGGUUACGAAAGCCAGCCGAUAGGCUAGGCUGAAGUUAGUGCGGCGAAUGAAGUUCGUCGUUAGGGGAUGAGGAGACCGGGUGAUUUUUGGUGGCUUGGUGAUGCGAACGAUGCAACGUGAUGAUGUAUUGCAUUACUAGCAUCACUGCUACACGAGAGUAGUACACAUGGCUAGUCAAAAGCAAGCCUAUUCAUAUGUGAACAUGGCUGAAAGAACUAAUAUAUCAAUAUAUAGAACAUGCCUCGUACCAGUCACUCGCGGGGACUAGCCUAUGAUCCCCCAAGACCACUGCUUUCAGUUUCAAUACUUCCGACUAUCUUUGUGUUGGAUCAUCUAAGCUAUACGGAUUUAAACGCUUACGCCUAGGAGCGGGCUGGGCAGGUGAUGCGUCAGGUGCUACCUUGUAGAGGUCCUCUGUCUCUUUCCCUUUCUCUUCCUCUUUCUCGCUUGCCCCUUUUCCCUGUCUCUUUUUUUCUUUCUCUGGAAGAGGAAGAGAGGAAGAGCAAGCAGAAGCACAAAGUGCUAAUAGUGCAAGGCCGCUCGGGCAGCAUAUCUCGCACCGCAGGCGUUUGAAAGCAACCUCGCAGCCAUCAACAU